This is a messenger RNA of Ricinus communis (castor bean), 1339 nucleotides long. RefSeq names its product transcription factor MYB92. Bases 134 to 1186 code for a protein of 350 amino acids. NCBI's taxonomy places the organism in Eukaryota, Viridiplantae, Streptophyta, Magnoliopsida, Malpighiales, Euphorbiaceae. The record is from RefSeq and is a predicted model, not a curated record. The transcript is spliced from 3 exons.
GGUUAGGGGGACAAGAACAAAGAUUGUAUAUAAAUAGUGAUCCUUCAGUUAAUGGUUGGAUUGGAGGGAGGCAGCCAAAUCUCAAGGGAAGGGAAAAGAAAAAGAACAAAACUAACAAAAAAAGAUAAUCAACAUGGGAAGGUCUCCUUGCUGUGAUGAGAGUGGCCUCAAGAAAGGUCCAUGGACUCCUGAAGAAGAUCAAAAACUUGUUAAACAUAUUCAAACUCAUGGCCAUGGCAGCUGGAGAGCUCUCCCUAAACUUGCUGGUCUUAACAGAUGUGGGAAGAGUUGCAGGCUAAGAUGGACAAACUAUUUAAGGCCAGAUAUCAAGAGAGGAAAAUUCUCCCAAGAUGAAGAACAAACAAUUCUCAAUCUUCAUUCUGUACUUGGCAACAAAUGGUCUGCAAUUGCUAGCCAUCUACCAGGACGGACAGACAAUGAAAUCAAGAAUUUCUGGAAUACCCAUCUCAAGAAAAAGCUUAUUCAGAUGGGUUUCGAUCCGAUGACUCACCGGCCUCGAACCGAUAUCUUUUCAAGCUUGCCUCAUCUUAUAGCUUUGGCUAACCUAAAGGAGCUCAUAGAUCACCGCUCAUUGGAAGAACAUGCUGUUAGAUUACAAGCAGAAGUUGCCCAAAUGGCUAAACUCCAACACUUACAAUAUCUACUCCAACCUCAAACUCACAUUCAGCCUCCAGCUGCUUCUGUUGCAACUAUUUCAGACAAUAACACCAUAGUUUAUUCUGCUUUCAGUGACAUGGAGACUUUCGGUCUUUUGAAUUCACUUGCUUCAAUCAAAGAUAUCCCAGUUCCAAGUUCAACAGGCCAGUUGGACUUAUCCACAGUUACCUCUCUUCCAGGACUGGUCAAUUCUGAUUCUAUCACUUUCUCUCAUCUGCCUGACUUGCAAAUCCCUUGCAGUAGCAGAACACCAUUAUUAAACAAAAAUAAGAAAGACAGUGAUUCUACAGUAGUUCAAUCUCCUCCUGAUCAGUUUACAGUGUUUGGCAGCUCACCUACUUCUCCAUGGAUUCCUUCAACAUCUUCGACUCCAUCUCCUCCUUCAAAUAUUGCUCCUGUUGAAAUGCACACUUGUUCUAGUUCAAGCUAUGGUGAUGAAAAUGAAGAAGCUCCUAUAGUCUGGCAAGAUCUUCUUCUUGAUGACCCUUUGUUUCAUCAGAUUGCUUAGACCCCUUCUUGUUAGAUUAUCUGUGAAAAAGGUUCGGAGUUCACUUCACUAUGUAAUAUUUUAGAACAUCUACACUGUCCAUCACUAUAUGCCAUAUAUGUACACAUUAACACACUGCAUUUAUGAGAGUGGAUAACAUCGUAUGCUUCUUAA